UGCUCUUGUGGUGACGGGGCCCUUCCCAAACCACCCUCUGCCCCCCACAGACACCUUCCUGCUCAGUGCAACCCCGACGGGUGGCAGGGAUGUGGGGCUGGCGAGGAGCUCAGGACCAUCUCCAGCAGCGCUGCCGCCGCCGCGGUGCCCGCGGUGGCCUUGGCACCUCCACGGCAUCAGCGCUCCUCAUCUUGGGCAGCGUUGGUGGGAGAAGCAUCUCCCAGCGCCCCAAACCGAGCUGCCAUUCCCAGCAUCCAGCUCCCAAACCCUGGCAUUGCCGGGAAUCCCUAAACCCCCCUCCACGGGGGUACCCGGCGGCUGUUCCCACGCGGUGCCGCGCGGCUCCGACCAUCCCGGCUUUGCCUUUGGAACCGUCCCGGCUUUGCCUUUGGAACCAUCCCUGUGGCCGGGAAAGGAGGCGUUUCCCAGCCCCACGCUGGCUCGGGGCCAGGCUCUGGGAUAAGGCCUUGCCCCACACCGCAGCCGGAGCGCAGGGAGCUCCCACUCACACCUCCCCUGGUAUAAAACCCCUGCGCGCCGCAGCCCGCGCACACCCGGCGCAGCCCCAGGAGCAGCUCCCCGUUGGAGAGGACAGCCCAGCACCGCUGCCAGCGAGGACCCGCAGACCCCGUGCGGAGCAGCAAUGGGCCAGUGCAACUGCCGCAAGAAGCGCAAGGACUGCCAGGAGCUCACCGACGUGGAGCGCGCCAUCGAGACCGUCAUCAACCAGUUCCAUUGCUACGCCGUGAAGGGGCAGAAGGAAUACCUGACCCCCAACGAGAUGCAGGAGCUCGUGGUGCAGAAGCUGCCCCACUUGGGGAAGUGUGUUGGACCACUGGAAGAGAAGAUCGAAUGCAUGGGAGACCCUGAUGAAGCCAAGCUGGAGUUUGGAGAGUACUGGGACAUGAUGGGGGAUGCGGCCAAGGGCUGCCGGAGGAAGUAGAAGGGCGGCGGGGGGACGGGAAGGCGCCCGAGGCCUCAGGCUCUGCACCGUGGGUGCAUGCAAGAGGCUGCUGGUCCCGGUGGGAUGCGCUUGGGAAUGCACAACGCUGCUCAUCUCCUCCCCGCAUCCCUGCCCGGGGCAGAGGGAUCCCCCUCGCCGGCUCCCUUCCUGCCCUCUCCUUCCCGUCAGGACACCUCCCUUCCCAUCCCCAGCAAGGGUGUGGUAAAGGGGGUUCCUGGCUCCAGCUCCGGAGCCGCCUUUCUCCGUCCUUUGCUCCAGAGCCUUUAUCCCAGGGGUUAUCCCACCUCCGGCCCUGAAAAGCCUCUGGUUGCAGGUCCCCCAGCCCCGGAGCAGCGCAGCGAGAGGGACUCGGCUCCUUU
Molecule: messenger RNA, 1323 nt
Organism: Pezoporus occidentalis (night parrot)
Lineage: Eukaryota; Metazoa; Chordata; Aves; Psittaciformes; Psittacidae
Gene: S100A14
Product: S100 calcium binding protein A14
Exons: 4
Coding region: 644-943 (99 amino acids)
Biological process (GO): toll-like receptor 4 signaling pathway; positive regulation of monocyte chemotaxis; positive regulation of granulocyte chemotaxis
Cellular component (GO): perinuclear region of cytoplasm
Molecular function (GO): calcium ion binding; chemokine receptor binding; calcium-dependent protein binding
Source: RefSeq, a predicted model, not a curated record